AUGGGUCGAAAACUCGGCCUCUUCCGUGCCAUUUACCUGGUGUCUGCCAGUUGCAUGGGGUCCUUCGCAUUUGCCUUUGACACGGGCGUUAUUAGCGGGGUUCUGACACUGGAUUCCUUCCAGAAGGAUUUCAAGUACGGCGAAAAACAACACACCUCGGUCAACUCCAAUGCGGUCUCCAUCCUGCAGGCAGGCGCUUUCUUUGGAUGUUUUUUCACCAUGCCCGUGGCUUCUCGACUCGGUCGUCGAUCGGGGCUGAUUCUGAGUUCGCUGGUAUUCACCGUUGGGACUAUCCUGCAGGUUGUCAAUACACAUAUGCUGGGGACGUUCUACGCGGGGCGGGUGAUCGCGGGCGUUGGGAUCGGUGCCGCCACCGUUCUGAUCCCCAUGUAUGCGGCGGAGAUGGCCCCGAAGGAAAUCCGCGGUCGUCUGGGAGCGUGUUUCCAGUUGUUCUUCGCUCUGGGGGUCAUGAUUGCUUACUGGGUCACAUUUGCCGUGUCCAAAGACCAGCCAUCGGCGACCAAACAAUGGCAGAUCGCGUUGGGACUGCAGCUGCUGCCGUCGACUCUGCUCCUGGUCGGCAUGAGCACCGUCAAAGAGAGUGCCCGGUGGCUGGCUGCCAAAGGGUAUACCGACAAGGCGUGGAAGUCCCUGAAAUGGGUGCGCGGCGACGAAGAGACCGAGGAGCUGCAGCAGGAAUUCGACGAGAUCCUGGCCGGUAUCGCGGAGGAGACCCGGAUCAAGGAGAACCUCACAAUCCGGGAACUCUUUCUCCCUGUGAAUCGAUAUCGACUUUUUAUUGCCAUCACGAUCCAACUGUGUGCCCAGCUGACGGGCAACACAUCACUGGCAUACUACGCCAACCAGAUCUUCUCCGCCGUCGGGGCCGGCAGUUCCGCUAAACUGGUGACCGGAUUUUUCGGCGUGGUCAAAGUUGUGGGUGUCAGCGUCUUCCAGCUAUUUGUGAUGGACCGGCUUGGACGACGUGUGCCGUUCAUGGUCGGGGCCUUCGCCAUGGGAUCGUUUAUGCUUGUCAUCGCCUGCGUCCUAGCGACGCAUCCGAGCGCGAGCGGGGAACAAUCCAGCGCCACCAAUGCGGGCUUUGCGAUGAUCAUCAUGACCUACGCGGAGGCGUUUUCGUUCAAUAUGUCGUGGGGACCGUUGCCAUGGCUGUACGUUGGCGAGAUCUUCUCCAGUCGCACACGAGAGAUCGGAGUGGCAGUGGGAGCAGCUUCACAGUGGCUGUUCAAUUUCAUGAUGUCGCAGGUGACGCCACAUGCGAUUGCUAAUAUUGGAUGGCGAACGUUCCUGAUGUUUGCAAUUUUCAACUAUGGGAUAAUUGGGUAUUCGUGGUUCUUCUUGAAAGAGACGUCAAGGCACUCGCUGGAAGAGAUGCAAGAGCUAUUUGGACAAGCGAACAAACUACCAGAGGAAAGGGAAUAG
Messenger RNA from Aspergillus tanneri, 1443 nucleotides. RefSeq names its product putative MFS sugar transporter. Gene Ontology annotation, molecular function: carbohydrate:proton symporter activity. The transcript has 3 exons. Gene Ontology annotation, cellular component: membrane. The record is from RefSeq and is a predicted model, not a curated record. Bases 1 to 1443 code for a protein of 480 amino acids. Gene Ontology annotation, biological process: carbohydrate transport; transmembrane transport. NCBI's taxonomy places the organism in Eukaryota, Fungi, Ascomycota, Eurotiomycetes, Eurotiales, Aspergillaceae.